This is a messenger RNA of Ectocarpus siliculosus, 738 nucleotides long. Lineage: Eukaryota; Phaeophyceae; Ectocarpales; Ectocarpaceae. The record is from the annotation of a GenBank genome assembly.
AUGUGCGUGGCUCGCACGAGCAAGGCCGCCGCUCGCCUCUCGGCCAGCUUUCGAGCCCGGGACGACGUCGAAAAGAUCUACCACGCCGUGGUCGCCGGCAGCCUCGCCGGCCGCGGCAUCCGCCAAGACUUGCUGGUGUCUCCGGACGCGAGCGGGGCCGUCGCGAGGCGCGGCAGGGGGCCGAGGGCAGGGUUGUCAUCAGUCCCAGCCAGAGGCGGUGCGGGUGGUCGCCUGCUGGCCGCCGGGCCAACGUCAUCGCCGGACGGAAAGCUCGCUCAGCUCGAGUGGGAAGCGAUCAAUGUGUCCUCCUCGUCCGCCGUUCGGCUCCGUUGCCCUCGAACCGGGAACCCGCGAACGCUAGUCCGCGUGCGGCUCAUCACGGGGCGGAAGCACCAGAUCAGGGUGCAGCUUGCCGAGAUGGGCCACCCCGUUGUCGGGGACACGCGGUACGGUCGCUCUAGGGGGGGAGAUGCAACCGACGAAUCGGCGGUGCCCCCUCCCCGGCGGGCGGGCAGAAUAGAGCCGCUUGAGGACCGGAGUAUUUUGCUGCACGCGAGCGAGUUGAUAGUGCCGCACCCGACACGUGUAGGGGCCACGGUUCGAGCCGUGGCGGCGCCGCCCGGGAUGUGGAGCGACCUGUGCGGCCGUUCCUGUAUCGACGAAGUUUUCGGCGAUCAGCCGGCAACAGGGUCGGUCGUAGAAUGUGCUCGUGGUGAUCAUUUUGACGUGACAAUAUAA